AUGUUGACUGCAUCUCCCUCUCCCUCCCCCGAACCUGAGGAGCGCCCGCAAGAUGGUGGCGACACGUCUACAAAUGACACCACUCUCAAUGACGUGGCUCAGAAGGAGCCUGAAGAAUCCGUCGCAGAUCGGAUCGACCAUGCAUGGGCGGCAGUUCUCAAUACUAUGCAUGUCUGCAUAGACACAUCUCCUCCCUCCAAGCCUGAACUCUUGGAGGAGCAGGAAUGCUGGCUCCGUGAUUGGAAUACCGUGAUGUCCAAUAUGACCUCUGUCUUCCACCGUGCGCAUGCGGCAGAGAUGCACUUGUCCCUGAACGAUGUGGAUGCGGUUACGUUAGCUGGGGGUAAGAUCGCUGCAUGGAUGCUAACAAGAGCCAUGAAGACGUGGAAGGAGAAGGCGGAGGGGUCUGCCGGGAAGGCGAAGAGGGUUGUCACUACUGAGAAGACAGUGGAGAAGGCGAUGGAGAAGUUGGUUGCCACUAAGAACAAGGGACGCACGCCGGCUGUGCUGAAGUGCAAGGUGCCUCCCUCCGUGCAAAUGACUGCGCCGGAUGCUGGUGAGUCCGAGGUGGAAAUGUGGUCAGACAGCCCAAGGUUGAGAAUUGACCCAGUGAGGCGGGCCAUCCAACGUGGGCCCAUGUGUGCUUAUGCACGGAUGGGCCCACAGUGUGGAAUAGCACCCAUGCUAGCGGGUGGGCCAAGUGUUGAUGCCAUAGGUGAAUGGGACAAAUGUAAUGGGCCAGAAGUAUCAGAAGAGGGCACCAGUGAACCGACCAGUUAUUCCUGGGCCCAUCACAUUACCGGGAAGGGUUGGUUGGAUGGGCCAACUGGUUAUUUUGGGCCAAGUAGAUACCAAUUCAGCAAGUCGGGUGGGCCUAUCAUGGAGGAAUUCCCGGUAGUCAUGGGUGGGCCAUUAGUAUAUGAAUGCGGGUACUCAUUUAGUAGGGGUCACGGAUGGGCCCAGCUAGUUUUUUUCAGCCCACCAGAUAUACAUCUGAUCCCUCCCGGAGGGGCAAUGCAUGGUCCCAUCUAUCAGUACAUAUGCUGGGUAGCCUUGAAUGGGCCUAUGAAUGGGCCCAAGAGAAUAUGCAUUUGA
This is a messenger RNA of Suillus discolor, 1095 nucleotides long. RefSeq lists its product as uncharacterized. Lineage: Eukaryota; Fungi; Basidiomycota; Agaricomycetes; Boletales; Suillaceae. Bases 1 to 1095 code for a protein of 364 amino acids. The record is from RefSeq and is a predicted model, not a curated record. The transcript is spliced from 7 exons.